Molecule: messenger RNA, 624 nt
Organism: Peronospora farinosa
Lineage: Eukaryota; Oomycota; Peronosporomycetes; Peronosporales; Peronosporaceae
Source: the annotation of a GenBank genome assembly
AUGAACCCCAGCAGUAACUUGUUCCAGAACCCUUCUUCUCUUCGUGUAGAGUCCCCAGCCAUAUCAGGCGUAAAUUUCAUGGCUUCGCCUUCAGUUUCUCCGGUGGGCGGUACACCAUCUUCGUACGAGGCCGUGCCUGCUUCUGCUUUUGAUGCUGAGACAGGUCCGCUACGCCCGAACCUCAUGAACGAAAUCCGCAACCAGAUCAAAGCUACAAACAGACAGACAAUCGUCAAGGUCAUGCGUCUGCUAAAUCUGGUACUGGCCUCCACCACUGUCACGGUGGGCGUGCUAGCGUGGCUGUUCGGUCAAGUGGACACGUUUCAGAAAUUUAUUGCAGGGAUUUACAUUAUAAUAUUUGGCGCGUUACUGCUGGCAUUUGAGAUGCGUACCGAAAAGAUUGACGUGGUCUUGCGCAAAAACUUUGGCUUCAUGUAUGGCAACAAGACGCGCACCGUGUUCUUGGUCUUUAUCGCGAUCUGGCCGCUUUCAAUGGGUAACUUUUGGCUGACAAUUCUGGACGCCGUGCUGCUGUUCCUCAACGCUUUUUUCAACUACUUUGUCAUCUCGCAGCACCCAGCUUUUUCUACGGUGCCGCCGGUGUACAACUCAAACCAACCCUAG